Diabrotica virgifera virgifera (western corn rootworm) is the source of this 3110-nucleotide messenger RNA. RefSeq names its product zinc finger protein 235-like. Gene Ontology annotation, cellular component: nucleus. Gene Ontology annotation, molecular function: RNA polymerase II cis-regulatory region sequence-specific DNA binding; DNA-binding transcription activator activity, RNA polymerase II-specific. NCBI's taxonomy places the organism in Eukaryota, Metazoa, Arthropoda, Insecta, Coleoptera, Chrysomelidae. The record is from RefSeq and is a predicted model, not a curated record. Gene Ontology annotation, biological process: regulation of transcription by RNA polymerase II. The transcript is spliced from 2 exons. Bases 645 to 2105 code for a protein of 486 amino acids.
UAUCAAAUAUCAUAAUCUGACAUAUUACACAAAUGUCAAAAAAUUUCGGAUACGACAAUCAAAUAUAAUCGUAAGAAAAAAAUUCGUAUUUCGUGUCUUCGGAUAUCGGAUCUGUGAAAAUUAGCCUUUACAGGGACAUACUGUAUAUGCAUUUGCCCGAUGUGGGAAGGACGAUCCGAUGACGAUCAUAUUUUUGUUGGAACGGAUUUUGUUUACUGCGCAGGAGCGUUACCGUUUCGUGACGGUUCUCGGUCGUGUUGGAAUAAACCUAUGAUCAACCAAAAAAGAUGUAUUUGGUGAUAGUUCUAGUGACUUUCUUGGGUGUGAAUCAGACUUUUUAGUUACUCCUCUUGGUUUAAAAACAAAGCUUAGUUUCUGUGAAACUGAGACCUUUAUAAAAAGUAAUUCGUGAAUGAUUUCCUGCAUGGGCAAAGAUAGAGUGGAAGAACUAUGUGAAUGUUGGGUGCAUGGGGUGCAUGUGCAUGGUGAUUUGUGACUAGCCAACUGCUAGCCAAUCCAACACAAGCUGUCAAGUGUCAAGGAGACAAACUCAAAACUUCAAAACGGCAUUUUUACAUUUUUGUUUUAACGGCGUUUGCGGGUGUAAAAUUAUUAUUGGAAUACAUAAAAUCAACUGUAAUUAAAUGGAAAUGGAAAUAAAGCAAGAAAUUAACGAGGAAACGUGUAAAAUAGAAAUAGAGUAUAAUGAUUUGGAUGAGUUGAAAUGUGAAAUUCAAGAUGAAUCCAAUAGGCAAAGUACUCAUGAUGCAUAUUCUUUAGAUUUGAAGAAUUGUCCUAUAACUACUGAGAUAGAACAACAUGGAAAUAAACUUAAUCCAUUUGAAAAAAGCCAAGAAGCUGAAAAAGGUUAUCUCGGAGAUGAAAAUAAAAUGGAAAUUAAGGAGAAAAUUAUUGAAGAUUCAUCUUUCAAAGGAAAUGAUACUACUCGACACACUCGAGGGAAAACAUUAGAUAAAAAUUGGAAAGUUCUGACUGAAAAAAGACCAUACAAGUGUGAAAUUUGUUUUAAGCAGUUUAGCGAAAGGAGUCCUUUGAAAAUGCAUUUAAUAGUGCACACUGGAGAAAAAUCCUACAAGUGUGAAAUUUGUUUUAAACAGUUUGGUAGAGCAGAUAAUUUCAAAAGACAUUUGAGAGUGCACCUUGAGGAAAAACCAUACAAGUGUGAAAUUUGUUUUAAACAGUUUAGUGGAGCAGGUGAAUUCAAAAAACAUUUGAUAGUGCAUACUAGAGAAAAACGAUACAAGUGUGAAAUUUGUUUUCAGCAAUUUAUUCAAGCGAGUAAUUUUAAAGCACAUUUGAGAGUGCACACUGGGGAAAAGCCAUACAAAUGUGAAAUUUGUUUUAAGCAGUUCACUAGAGCAAUGAGUUUGAAACACCAUAUGAGAUCGCAUACUGCAGAAGAAACACCUUACAAGUGUGAAAUUUGUUUUAAACAGUUUGGUAGAGCAGAUAAUUUGAAAAGACAUUUGAGAGUGCACACUGGAGAAAAACCAUACAAAUGCGAAAUUUGUUUUAAGCAGUUUAGUGGGAAAUUUGAAUUUAAAAGACAUUUGAGAGUGCAUACUGGAGAAAAACCUUACAAAUGUGAAAUUUGUUUUAAGCAGUUUAGUGAAGCAGGUCAUUUGAAAGAGCAUUUAAGAGUGCACACUGGAGAAAAACCUUACAAGUGUGAAAUUUGUUUUAAGCAAUUUUCUUUUAUAAGUAGUUUGAAAAACCAUAGGAGAACACAUACUGGAGAAAAACCAUUUAAGUGUGAAAUUUGUUUCAAACAUUGUAGUGCAGCAGAUUCUUUGAAAAAACAUUUAAGAGUGCACACAGGAGAAAAACCCUACAGGUGUGAAAUUUGUUUUAAGCAGUUUAUUCAAGCAAGUCAUUUGAAAAGGCAUUUGAGACUGCAUACUGGAGAAAAGUCAUCCAAGUGUGAAAUUUGUUUUAAAUGGUUUAUUAGAGCAGAUCAAUUGAAAACACAUUUGAAAGUGCAUACUGGAGAAAAACCAUACAAGUGUGAGAUCUGUUUUAAACAAUUUUCUGUUAAAAGUAAUUUGAAUAGACAUUUGAGAGUGCACACUGGAGAAAAAUGUUAGAAGUGUGAGAUUCGUUUUACUUAACCCCUUAGAGCCAGCACAUACGAUGAAACGCAGAUGUAACGAAACUGCAUACUUCAGUUACUUUUGAGUUUCAUUUGAGUUUGAGUUCAUGCCAUAGAGAGACCACACAUGAUGAAACCAUUUUGACUGUUUCAAACCGUCAGUUUAAAACGCAUACCGAUCAUAUGGCCAUUACUCAUAUUAUUAUUAUUAUUCUUUUCUGGAUAUAUUUAACUUUGCUGUAUGCAUUACAAUCAUACUAUUACUACUUAUAAGUUCUAUUUGGUGAAGGGUUGUUAUUUGACCCAGGACUGAGUUGUACUCUCAGAGUUCGCCCCCGAUACGUUCUGACAUUAGUUAUGUCUGUUGCUAUUAGAGUUUAUAUGUUUAAUUUAAGAAAGAACUAGGAUUUGACUUUAAAAUAAAAACUUCUUUUAUUAUUCAACAACAUUAAUUUUUUACCAACAACCUACUUAUAUUUUUUUAUAUGUCAUUUCUAUCUUCUUUUUCUAUCUUCUUUUUCUCAUAAAAUAACAAACUGUUGUCAAAUAAAAUAUGCUACUCUAUACUCGAUGCUAAAAUUCGUUUUCUGUGUUUUUCUUGUAUUGCGACCAGAUCAGUAUCGUUAUUCUUUAAUAGUCUGUAUAGAAUUUGACAUUUUGUUCUACUUAUACUUUUUAUUUUUAAUUGGCAAACUUUACAUUGGGUCCUAUUUCUUUUGUAAUUUGUUCCUUGGAAAGUCCAUUCAGUAACUGUGUCAUCUUUAAUUAUUCUAAAAAAAACUGCGAUAUACUUAUGCCAGGAGAUCUUUGGAAAGAUUGUCUGGCGCCUCUUGUGCUAGUUCUUUAGUUUACCCUGGGUGCGCGUGUAGUAUUACCUGUUUACGCGAACUAGCGUUACACCCCCUUUAAGGACCGGUUGUUCGAACGCUAAUCAAGAAUGAUCACUAUCAAAUAUUUAAUUACUGUCACAACUGUCAAUGUCAACUUUGGUUUCGUUGCU